AUGUCGCACUCUCCUGAAUCGCCAGAGCAUGGACAGCAUGGACGACUUGCGGAAACUGUUGAACAUCUAGAAGCCGUCGCUUUUGUUCCUGUCAAGCAAAGAUAUACAGAUGCGAACCAGCUCGCCCAGACCAUUGCAUCUGCCGCUUAUGAGAAUGGAAUUCCAGCCGAUAUCCUGCGUCGCCUGUUGAAGAUUCUGACCAAGAAAAACAACCUCGACCAAGGCACGGUCACCACGCUAAUCAAGAACCUUUACCCCCAAGAAUUAAUCGCCUCCAAUCAUGUGACGCAAGUUGUUUGCUGCCUCGGUCCUAGCAAGGCCAAAGCUAGUCCAGCAACACAAUCUCUUCUCGUUCGAUGGCUAAUCCUGACGUACGACCUGCUCGAGGAUAAGUCACAUCUCGGGAAACUUUAUGCAGUGCUUUUCAAUCAUCUGGAUAUGAUCAGUCUCCGCAAACCGCUGUGCCACUUGCUCUCCCUCAUUACACGACGAAAGCACGUCAAACCGUUCCGAAUUCAAGCCCUUAUGGAGCAAAUCCAGAAUGCUGGGGGGGAUGAAAAAGAACUUUUGACUUUACUGAAAGUGUUCAAGAAUUACUAUCCUGAGAUUAUUCUGGGUGGUGGGACGCGCAGGGCACUCUUCUUCAAACAUGCAGAUCCAGAAUGGUCAAGUCAUGCAAAAGUCCUGCUGGCACAGAAUACCGAGAGAUCAGAGGCCGCGGCAUCCAGUAUCCAGUCUCUUCAGAGGGGAUUGGCGAAGCGGACCAAGAUUGAGGUUGUAAUUCCGGUUCUGCAAACAUCGCGAGUCUCGAACAAACACACUUCGCUCGAGGAAUUGCGCAGCAUCGAACAUUUUGUGGACAAAAUUGAUCGGAUUGAAUUGCCAAAUCAAAUCAUCUCGACACUAGGAGAUGUGAUGGCGCGAAAAUACAUUCACCUCAUUCAGUCAGAAGCUGCGAACCAUCGGCUUGAUGAGUGGUUGGGGAAUUUCCUACAAGACAAACUGGAGCAAAUUCAAGGGGACGAUGAUGAUGACCCAGAAAUACUCGAUUAUGUUUUAGAUGUCAUUGUCGGCUACAGUGCUUACACCAAGCACCUUCUGCCUUCUGUUCGAUCGUUUCUGUUGUCUUUCCUCCAACUUUGGAACGGUAAAGAGCACCGCGAGCAAGUGUUUCGGCUACUUCAGUAUCUACCCGUGGAACCUUUUGAGGCACUCCAAAGUGAAGUAUUAUCUCCGCUAGAGAAUGCCGCCCUGGACGGAACUCUCCGCUCUCGGAUGGACCUCCUUGGCUUUUACUCAGCCCUUAUCGCAGAAUGGGGAGUUAAGCUUCGCGUUCAACCAUCAGCCACAGAAGAAUCAAUACCUCUCAGUCGACUCAUUCGACACGCCGAGCUCCUGGCAUCUGCAAUCAACGAAUUCGAAUUGCCGGAUGGGAACAUCUCGGGAGUAUCUAUACCCGCUGAUCUAUCCAUUCUCAAGUUCUAUCAGUCUCUUGCACGUCUCUUCUCCCACGCGCCACAUCACGCGCACAUACGACUCUCCAUCCCACCAGCUCCACUCAUGUACUCUCUUUCGUUUACUCCGACCGUUUCCGUCAUAUCAACCCUUAGCUCCAUCCUCACAGCGUAUAAAUCCGGCUUCGAAGCUUCCAUAACCUCGCACGCUGCCAAAAGCCCAAACACAAAGCCCCUCUACGAUCCUAAAUCCGUCAAUCAUUUCAACGGCUAUGUCAUGGACACAUGCAAUAUGCUUUGGCGCAAUCGAGGUUUGAACACGGAUGAUCCCAAUGCUCGCGCAUGUCUAGUCCCGAAGUCCACUAUCGCAGCACUGCAGAAUUACGUCCGCAACGUUGACGAGGCUGCCAAGCGAUAUGACCGCGAGAGUGCCUUUCACUGUACAUUGGCGACCAUUUUCUCUCUCAGUCAUAAUGCGGCGUACUCUAAUUUAUCGGCAGCUUGCUUUCGGGAUCUGGAGGCAGAUCAGCAGAUUGCGGAGCACCGGCCGCAGUUGAGGAAGCCGGUUACUGCUAAAGCCUUGCAGGCGUUGGAGAAGGAGGGUGGAGCGAAGAUUACUUGGCAGGAAUACAAAGUCCAUAUGUUGGACUGGCUGGAUGCGAUAGGGAGUCGGGGAACAAGUGAUUUGAUGAGGAGUACCCUGAAGGUCUUGCGGAAGGAGUAG
Molecule: messenger RNA, 2178 nt
Organism: Penicillium chermesinum
Lineage: Eukaryota; Fungi; Ascomycota; Eurotiomycetes; Eurotiales; Aspergillaceae
Product: Mis6 domain protein
Exons: 4
Coding region: 1-2178 (725 amino acids)
Cellular component (GO): kinetochore; nuclear body; cytosol
Molecular function (GO): protein binding
Source: RefSeq, a predicted model, not a curated record